ACAAUGAGAGUUAUGGGCUGCCUCUGGAUAUUUACAAUCAGUCACCCUGCAAUCAGAAGCCUUCAAUGCAAGCACAUUACAUCCCAUUGGAAAGAAGAAAUUACUUUGGGGAACCCAGUAAGACGUAUUGCAUAGAUCAUCAUGCAGAGGGGAAAAGGCUGUAUACUGGGCAAUCUGGCUUACCCCUGGAGUGGGACCCUGCUGCUCUGUAUGUUUUGCACAAAGCUCGCUGGAACUUAUAACAUUGAGGAGUCAAACCCUGUGGUUUUUCAUGGACCAAGUGGAACUCUGUUUGGAUACUCUGUAGUUUUUCACAGCAACGUUGAGGAUAAAUGGCUUAUCGUUGGAGCCCCAAAAUCCAACCAGACAAAAUACUCGGGUAUCAUCAGCCCUGGGGCAAUUUUCAAAUGCAAGAUUGGAAAUAAUACAGAUAGGACAUGUGAGCCAAUGGAUGUAGGUGAACAAAAUGGGAUUAAAUGUGGGGCGACAUGCAAAGUAGAACAAGAUAAUCAAUGGUUGGGGGUCAGCUUGUCAAGGCAGCCUACAAAGGACGGACAUAUAGUGGUUUGUGGCCAUAGGUGGAAGAAUGUAUUUUAUGUUAAGGACCACAAGCUCCCACAUGGAGUAUGUUAUAAAAUACCUCCAGAUUUGCGAACAGAUUCAAGCACCAAAAUUUGUCCAUGUUAUAAAGCUUAUGUUUCAAAAUUUGGUGAAUUACAUGGAUCGUGUCAAGCUGGGACCUCCAACUUUUACUUAGAUGAUUUAAUCAUUAUGGGAGCACCUGGAUCAUAUUAUUGGACAGGUUCUAUUUUUGUAUAUAAUACUUCAAGCAACAAGAUCUACUCCUACAACAAUAGGAACAACACCGUCAAAUAUGGGAGCUAUUUAGGUUACUCAGUUGGGGCUGGACAUUUUCAGACAACGAAGAGCAAUGAUAUCAUAGGGGGAGCCCCACAGCAAGACCAGAUUGGUAAGGCCUACAUCUUCGCACUGGAUGGAAAGCAGCUGGUGAUUGUGUUUGAAGCAGAAGGUAAAAUGCUGGGCUCAUACUUUGGAGCUGCCGUAUGUGCUGUGGAUUUAAACUCAGAUGGUUUAUCAGACUUGCUGGUGGGAGCCCCGAUGCAAAGCACAGUGCGGGAGGAAGGGAGAGUUUAUGUCUACAUGAACAAUGGAGGAGGGCUUAUGACAGAACUUGAAUAUGAACUUUCUGGAAGUGACCUAUAUGCAGCGAGGUUUGGAGAAGUGAUUACCAAUCUAGGAGACCUGGAUAAUGACGGGUUUGAAGAUGUGGCUAUUGGGGCUCCACAAGAAGAAAAUCUGCAGGGAGCUAUAUAUAUUUAUAAUGGGCGAGAAAAAGGAAUUACACCUACAUUUACUCAGAGAAUAAAUGCACAGAAAUUUGGCUACUCAUUAAGCAUGUUUGGCCAGUCGAUAUCUGGGGGACUGGAUGCUGACGGAAACGGAUAUCAAGAUGUAGCAGUUGGUGCUUUUCUGUCUGACUCCACUGUGCUGCUGAGAACAAAACCAGUCAUUAAUAUUGAUGCAUCCUUAAAAGUCCCAAAUACUGUGAAUCGGACAAAAGCGGAGUGUGUAGAAAACGGGCAGCCUGCGGUGUGCAUGAAUGUCACAGUCUGCUUCCAGUACCAAGGUCGCGGAGUACCGGGUCACAUUGUGUUGCACUAUAAUAUCAGUUCAGACGUUAAAAGAAAGAGCGGUACUCCUGCAAGAUUCUAUUUCUCCUCUAAUGGAACGUCCGAAGUUUACUCAGGGAUAGUAGAACUUUACCAAAAGUCUGUAAACUGCAAGCUACACCAAGUAUUCAUGCGGAAAGAUGUAAUAGAUAUCCUCACUCCAAUACAUAUGGAAUCCCGGUACUACCUUGGAAAACACAUUGUAAAUAAAAGACAGUUAGAUGAAUUCCAGCCACUACAGCCAGUUUUGCAGAGGAAAGCUGGGGAAGAAAAUAUACUGAGGAAUGUGGUCUCUUUUGCGCAGUACUGUGCUUUGGCAAAUUGCUCCGCUGAUUUACAGAUCUCAGGAAAAGUUUCCCUCCCGGGAUCUGAAAAUAAAACAUAUCUUGUGCUUGGUGGGAUGAAGACUUUAAUGAUCAAUAUUUCACUGUACAAUGCUGGCAAUGAUGCUUAUCAGUCUACUUUAUACAUGAAGCUUCCCAAAGGACUGUAUUUUAUCAAAGUUCUGGAUCUGGUGGAAAAACAGAUAAACUGUGCAGUUAAUAAAGAAGAAAAUCAAUUGACAAGUCUGAGCUGCAACAUCGGUCAUCUGUAUAUCGAUUCGCUCUCAAAGCAAGAAUUUUCUUUCCUAUUGGAUUCAAGCUCCCUCAGCACAGCGGAAGACGACCUUGUAAUUAAUGUAACUGUGAAAUGUGACAAUGAGGUAGAUGAAAGCACACUGGGAAAUAAUGAAGCAAUUUUCCUCAUACCAACAAGAUACGAGGUCGGCGUCAAUGUAAUUGGUUCUGUGUCUCCGGUAUUAUUUGUCUAUGGACCGUCUGAAGUUGAGAACAAUUUGUGUGUGAAAGAAACAGUAAAGUACACAUUCAAUGUGAUUAACGUUGGGCCAAGUCUUCUUCCUAAGGCAAUGUUUGAGAUUAUGCUGCCCAACACCUUUGCGCCAAGUGACAUUAAGCUGUUUAAUAUUCUGGAUGUCAGCACUACUGCAGGACAGUGCACCUUUAAAUCUGAUACAAAUGUCUGUGACAAUCCGCAAAGCAGUAAAACAAUAUUUGGCGAGCUAGUGACCUUCUUUUCCAGGUCGGGGAGACGGCAUUUGUAUUGUUUUAAGGAUGACAAAACCUGUUUACGGAUUCAGUGCACGUUUGGAAACUUGGAAAGUGAAAAUCAGGUUACUGUGGAAGUGAAGCUUGAAACAAACCAUGCACUUCUGGAAUUGGAGGACUCAUCACUACUACAAUUUUACCCAAGAGCAUCAGUGAGCUAUGAAGAAAACCAUAGAGUAAUCAAUGUCCAUCAGCAAGAACCCCCAGAUGUCAAGCUAGAAGCAGUGCACAAUCAGAAGCCAAGACGUCAGAUUAUAUUUACAAUAAUUGGAAUCAGCCUAAUAGUAGGACUUCUAUUAUUUUCACUACUGACAUUCAUCUUAUGGAAGAUGGGCUUCUUUAAAAGAAAAUACAAAUCCUUGGAUUCAGAGACAAAUAGAAAAGAAAGCUGGAGUUUUCUCACGCAAGACCAUACAGAAGAAAAGGAAGAAAAUAAAUAGAAUUCAAGACUUGUAUACAGUAUAUAUAAAAAAGAAACACAAGAAGAGGAAAUUAAGUUUAUUUUGCUGUACAAGAGACUGAUUAUUUCAGAUGCUAUUUAUCUAGAGUGAAAGGUGAAGGACUUCCAAUACAGUCUCCGGAUGUGUAGUUGAGGAAUAAGUAAUGCACUGUGGCCUCGAUAAGUUAUGUCGAUUCAACCAAGGAUCUCAGGAAUGUAACCCGUGAUUGUACUAAUGACGGAAUGUACUUUCAAAGGCGACGUAGCAUUUGAUUAUAUACGUCGGUCAAUUCAGAUGUCACUGGAGUGAGACUUAGGUUUUGGAUGUGCUUGUUAUGAUGUAUUCGCCGGUGUGCUAAGAAGGUGGCCCCUG
This is a messenger RNA of Pseudophryne corroboree (corroboree frog), 3609 nucleotides long. RefSeq names its product integrin subunit alpha 4 (gene ITGA4). The record is from RefSeq and is a predicted model, not a curated record. Gene Ontology annotation, molecular function: integrin binding. Gene Ontology annotation, cellular component: integrin complex; external side of plasma membrane. The transcript has 28 exons. NCBI's taxonomy places the organism in Eukaryota, Metazoa, Chordata, Amphibia, Anura, Myobatrachidae. Gene Ontology annotation, biological process: cell adhesion mediated by integrin; cell-cell adhesion; integrin-mediated signaling pathway. The coding region runs from base 142 to 3237 and encodes 1031 amino acids.